AUGAGCGACUACGAAGGAGAUUGGGACAAUGGAGAGUGGGAGCAGAUCAAAUCACAAGUCAAUUCCUUCGUCUCCGCCGCUCCGCCUUCAGUACCGCCCGAUCCUCUUCAUAAUUACACCUAUCCGCGAGGGACAAAUCUCCGCGAGGCCAAGCAAGUCAUUCAGCAAAAGCCUCGACGUGAGCAGAAAUCAUUGACCAGUGUCCUUCCACAAAACUACCGACCAACUCUGCAAAAUCUUCGACCUAGUACUACGAGCGGGUUCAAAGCAAGUCAUGACUCAAUUACUGAACAAGCGCCCAAGCAUGUGCAACGCCGGGUGCUGGAACUCGAAGCUUUUGACAGAUACCAGAAAAACAGAGAUCAGCCGGAUGCUCAGUAUGAAAUGAUGCAACCAUUCAACAAAGUCAGCCAGCGACUACCCAAAGAUAGGAAUAUUUCUCCCAGGCAGGCUUUAACGGAUGAGCUAGCUAAGAUCUGCACCAGCACUGGUGCCUUCAUCGAGGUUCCCGAUGAUGACUCUUACGUUCUCAAGAUAUGGGGCUCGCCAGAAGAGAUUCAGAGAGCCAAGGAUACAGCAAGGUCAUUUGAGAUGUAUGUUGCAGGGCCUGGUACUAGUACGAGUAGGGGAUCCAAUAAGCCCUGGAUUAAACAACGUGCAUUAGAUGCUCGCGAGGAGGACCGCAACAUCCGAGAAUCCCUAAGAAUCCAUGAGCAGAACGCUUUCCAAUACGCUGACGAAUCGUUGCUCCCAUAUGAAGCCCACCUAAUUUGGCCGGAAGGGUACGAUUUGCAAGACUUUGUUGCUGAUUACGAUCAAGGUGUCCUCGAGCGACUUCGCGACACGUUUACCUGUCAUAUUACUCACACUCGUGAGGGUACCCGUGCUACCAGAAUAGCAUGCGAGACGCAGCAAAGCCUUUUCCAAGUUUAUAACCGACUUCUUGGCCUCAUGAAAGAGAUGGUGGCCAAGAAAAAGCAAGGUCUACGUGCCACACAAUGUCGUUUGCCUGGUGCCAACGAUUUCUGCAAACGAACGAGUCUGGAAAAAGUGGCUAUUACUAGCUACCCGUUCACAGCUCAUAUUCCUAAACCUGUUGGAGUCGAGCAUGAACUGCCACCAGGAGAAGAACACUGGCCACAGUUGAGCAAGGCCAGCAACAAGCGUUACCGAAAUGCUACCAAGAAGGCCUUAAGAUCAUGCAUAAAUGGUCUUUACUUGUCAGAGAAGCACGUCCGAAUGAGAGUAUCGUUCGGCACUAUUGCACUGACUAAACUGAAACGUCCAGCCAACGGUCAAGACACGUAUGAGGUCGAAGAAUUCAUCAAUAUGGUCCAACAACCGAACGUGGAAGCUCGGAUGCUUCCAUUGUCGUCAGGAGCGUCCUUCGACUUGAUUGACUACAUGGACACACUUUCAGAAUUUGGAGAACCUGACAUCUCGUGGGCGCUGGAGUGCUGCUUUACAGGAGCACAAGGCAGUCUGCGACUUGAAAAGGAAUUUACGGCUAGUCAUAUCGACCCUGACAAACCCAAUGUUGCCGCCAUAAGGUGGCUCGACGACAGCUCUAACCAACUUGGGAGUGUUGGCGAACUUCUCAAGAUUCACCAUAUGGUGUUGGGUAAAGUUGGCUAUACAUUCGAGAUGGUCGCCGCCGGCAUCUAUCAAAAUCAAAAAACAAAACAAGAACUACGUGGUUUCUCCGAUAAGGUAGACCUCAAACCAUCCCUCAAGGGGUUGCGGUUCGCCCCAGCGAAGCAUGCACUCUUUCCUCCCAGCAACCGUGAUCUUAAAGCGGUGAGAGAGAUUACUAUUGCGCGAUACUCAUACAAAGAUACCAAAGGUACAUUUGAGAUAAGAAGAACAGACACUUUCCCACAGAAUGCAGGAGAAGCUAGUGCAGUACCAGCGUCGAUUGAGUGGACAGCAGUGUACUACUACGAAGAGUGGGACAGACUGAUGGCACAAUUCGCCAACAUCCGACCAGGUGAAGAUGUUGAAUGGAAGCGAGACCUUACGACUUUCUUUCCAAAAGUGGUUGACGAAGAUCACCCCACCAUGUUGCCGGCAGGCUACAAGAAAUUCAUGGACGAAGUAGAGGAGAUACAGGCAUUGCUAACCAGAGCCACUGAAGCAUUGAGUGCUGCCGAGCCAGUGCACACCGAUUCGCGAAAAGGUGUCAAUGGCUCGACUGAGUACUAG
Lithohypha guttulata is the source of this 2202-nucleotide messenger RNA. RefSeq lists its product as uncharacterized. The record is from RefSeq and is a predicted model, not a curated record. The transcript is spliced from 2 exons. Lineage: Eukaryota; Fungi; Ascomycota; Eurotiomycetes; Chaetothyriales; Trichomeriaceae. Bases 1 to 2202 code for a protein of 733 amino acids.